This is a messenger RNA of Pneumocystis carinii B80, 309 nucleotides long. RefSeq lists its product as hypothetical. NCBI's taxonomy places the organism in Eukaryota, Fungi, Ascomycota, Pneumocystomycetes, Pneumocystales, Pneumocystaceae. The transcript is spliced from 6 exons. The record is from RefSeq and is a predicted model, not a curated record. The coding region runs from base 1 to 309 and encodes 102 amino acids.
AUGAAGAUAAGAGGAACAAAUAAAAUUCAAAAAAAUACAUCUAAUCAUCUACAUUUUCAAAAAGGCAAUCAUAAAUCUUGGAAAAAACGUACGGAAGAAAGAAAAGCUAUUCAUGAUAUGAAAGAAAGAGAAAGAAAAUUAAUACAUGAAAAAAAAACCAUUCAAGAGAAAAAAAAAGAAUUCAUUAAAAAAAAACUUUUAGCUAAAAAAGAAAAAGAACGCUUUGAAAAAAUGAAACAAAAGAUGCACAUAAAAAGAAUUGAACGUUUACGAAGACGUGAAAGAAAAUCUAAAUAUUCUCAAAAAUAA